This is a messenger RNA of Ornithorhynchus anatinus (platypus), 1439 nucleotides long. RefSeq names its product actin related protein 2/3 complex inhibitor (gene ARPIN). Bases 33 to 713 code for a protein of 226 amino acids. Lineage: Eukaryota; Metazoa; Chordata; Mammalia; Monotremata; Ornithorhynchidae. Gene Ontology annotation, biological process: negative regulation of actin nucleation. The transcript is spliced from 6 exons. The record is from RefSeq and is a predicted model, not a curated record.
CCGCGGUUCCCUGAGCGCCCCCUAGCGCCGCGAUGAGCCGCGUCUACCAGGACAGCGCCCUGCGGAACAAGGCUGUGCACAACGUUCGGUUCCCCGGCGCUUGGGCCCCAGCCACGCACCAGGGGGGCAAUGGCGUCCUUCUGGAGGGAACCCUUGCCGAUAUCUCUCGCCAUGCCAUCUCGGACGUCCACGGCAGAAAGGAGCGCUACUAUGUGCUGCACGUCCGGCCCAGCCGCGUCCAUCGCCGCAAAUUCGACCCCAAGGGCAAUGAAAUCGAGCCAAACUUCAGCGACACCAAGAAAGUGAACACGGGCUUCCUCCUCUCAUCAUUCAAGGUGGAAGCCAAGGGGACCACGGAUAGGCUCUCACCCGUGGAGCUGAAGGGGCUGGUGGAGAAACCGGAUCUGCUGGAGCUGACCAAGGGUCACACGCCAGACCAGGCCGUGGCGUUCUGGAUCCUGGAGACCGACAUGGAGAAGAUGGAGCUGGAGCUGGGGGAGGAGGUUCGCCUGAAGACCCGGGGCGACGGCCCUUUCAUAGGCUCUCUUGCCAAGGUCGAAGCCGGGACGGUGACCAAGUGCAACUUCGCUGGGGACCGGGAGGUGGGAGCUUCGUGGACAGAUAACAUCAUGGCGAAGAAGUCCUCGGAAGGAGCAGUGGUGGAGCCCCGCGGACUGGGAGAUGGGGCAGAGGAAGAUGAGUGGGAUGACUGAACCGCCACAGCGAGGGCCUCUGGCCUUAGAUCGGACCUCUUCAGGCUGCCUUCUCCGGCUCUGUGGGGAUGGGGAGGGAAAAAGAUCUUGCUUGAGGGGUUCGUGCACACCACCUUUCCGGAAGAAUCUUCUCUGCAGCCCGGCUUGGGGGAGGGUUCAGAACAGGCUCUGUGCUUUGACUCCUGGCCUGCUCCAGUUGCCCCCAGGGCAGCCCUGGUUCACAGACAGACGCUGUCAUCAGGGCCAGGAGAGGAGGAGGAGUCCCCCUGGAUAGGAGCCACUAGCCGGGCCUUGGCAAUGAUCAUCUGAUUGCAGGACCCCAAAAGCUCUUCACUGGGGACAAGAAGGGAGCCUGGUGUCUGGUGGAAAUGUUUUUGAGGAACCCCCAUCAGCCACGUCUUUCAUCAUCUGCUGGGCUGCAUGGACACUUCUACUCCCCCUCUCCCCAUCCCCCUCUCUGCGCUCCUUCCUUCUGCGGUGGCUUGCGUGGCUCCAUCCACCCUUUCCCCUCCCCGCUGCACUUUCUGUUCCUCAUCCCUGGGUCUCUGUGAAUGGGUGGUUUUCCUUGGUUCCACCCUUGUUCUGUAAUUGUACCUGUCCCAGCUUCCGGGUCUAAAAGCUCCUGGGUCGGUUCCGGUUUCCUGGAGCAGCAUGAUAAUAAUUAUGGUCCUUGUUAAGCGCUUACUAUAAAUCAAGCACUGUUCUAAGCCCUGGGGUAGAUUCAAG